Habropoda laboriosa is the source of this 5175-nucleotide messenger RNA. RefSeq names its product neuralized-like protein 4 (gene Neurl4). The transcript has 17 exons. The record is from RefSeq and is a predicted model, not a curated record. NCBI's taxonomy places the organism in Eukaryota, Metazoa, Arthropoda, Insecta, Hymenoptera, Apidae. Gene Ontology annotation, molecular function: ubiquitin protein ligase activity. Bases 1 to 5175 code for a protein of 1724 amino acids.
AUGUCGACGGUCGGUGCACAACAAAUGGUCGACAUGUUUCAUCAACGAUGCGGUCAUCGUGUAACUUUGACAAACAACAAUCGCACGGCCGUACGGGAUGUUUCAGAAUAUAAUUACGGGUUGGUUCUCAGCGCGGAGCCGCUCAAUAAUGAAGAACUUUUCGAAGUUCGCAUCGAUAGAAAGAUGAUAUCUUGGAGUGGUAGCAUAGAAAUUGGAGUAACAGUAUGUGAUCCAGAAAUAAUAGAAUUACCAGCAUGUGCUACUAAUCUAUGUCAAGGAACAUGGAUUAUGACCAAUUCUGGUAUUGUUCACGAUGGAAUACGGUCAGUAGAAAUAUAUGGAAUGGAUCUGAAUGAAUUAGAACAAGGAAGUACUUUAGGAGUACUGAGGACAUCUAACCAUGAGCUGAUAUUUUACAUCAAUGGUGUCUCUCAAGGUGUAGCUGUAUCCAAUAUUCCAGAACGCAUUUUUGCAGUUGUAGAUAUGUAUGGUGAUUGUGUGCAAGUGACUAUAACUCGCCCACCAAUUUACUCUGCUUUAUGUAAUGAGCCAAAAGAUGAAGUUGAAAUUAAUAAUGAUUAUGCUCUUGGAGAAGCAUCUAAUUCCUCAACAACAAAUCUAGUCGCUAAUUUGAAUGUUAAUUUAAAUGUUAAUGUUAAUGUUAAUUUACCCAAGAAUCCAAGCCCUGCUGCUAUUAGAGAGGAUAGACUGAGGUUUCAUGAAAGGGUUGGCUCACUGGUAAAGUUGUCCAAUAAUGCCAGAACAGCAGAAAGGCGACGACCCUUAGAUGAAUUUAAUAAUGGGGUAGUAAUGACUCAUAGGCCAUUAAGGGAUAAUGAACUAUUUGAGGUACGAAUUGAUAGACUUGUGCACAAAUGGUCAGGUAGUAUAGAAGUUGGAGUUACUAUACACAGCCCAACAGCAUUAGAAUUUCCAGCAACAAUGACUAAUAUGCGAUCGGGAACAACAAUGAUGUCGGGAUGUGGAAUUUUGGUAAAUGGAAAAGGCACGUAUCGUGAAUAUGGAGAAUUUAAUCUAGAUGAAUUAAGGGAAGGUGAUAGAGUAGGUAUGAUAAGGCGAAGAAAUGGGAAUCUUCAUUAUUUAAUAAAUGGAUUAGACCAAGGUAUUGCGGCUAAAGUACCUGCAGAUGUGUGGGGUGUUAUAGAUUUGUAUGGUAUGACCGUAAAAGUGACAAUCGUCGAUCGUGAUGAAAGAGAGGAACAAAAUUUAGUUACUAGAAGGAACACGUUGCAAUUGCAAGGUCUAAAUGAAGCAGAAGAAGAACCACCAGACAGACUCAUGUUUCAUUCCUUUUGUGGGUCACAUGUUGAAGUGAUUAAUAAUGGACGUACUGCGCAUAGGUCUAACAUAAUAGACGAUUUUAACAACGGUGUUGUAUUAACAUCGAGACCAUUGAAACCAAAUGAAUUAUUUGAAGUGAGAUUAGACAAAAUUGUAACAAAAUGGGCAGGAUCUAUUGAAAUAGGAGUUACCACACAUUCCCCGACUGAACUGGAAUUUCCUUUUACUAUGACAAACGUUAGAUCCGGCACGUGGAUGAUGACAGAAAAUGGAGUGUUGCAUAAUGGUACUACUAUAAUAGAUCAAUAUGGGCAGAAUCUCGAUCGACUACAAGUUGGGGAUCGUGUAGGUGUAAUGAGAAAAGAUAACGCAACGUUGCACUUUUAUGUGAAUGGUGCUGAUCAAGGAGCAGCGGCAAUGAACGUGCCUGAAAGAGUUUACGGUGUUAUAGAUCUUUAUGGACAGGCAGCACAAGCAACUAUAGUUGACAAUACAGACCUCUAUAGUCCCACUACAAAUAAUUCAAGCUUUAGCAAUACAACUUUAUAUAGUGAUUUGAGGUUUCAUCAUAUACAUGGUAAGAAUGCAAAAAUAAUAAACAAUGGGUUGACUGCAUUAAGGCCUAGAGCUUUAGGAGAAUUCAACGAAGCCAUCGUGAUUGCAAAUCGUGCUCUUCGCGAUGGCGAAAUGUUUGAAGUGACUAUUGAUAAAAUGGUUGAUAGAUGGACAGGCGCGAUCGAAGCAGGCGUGACACUUAUAAGACCCGACGAAUUGGAAUUUCCAUCUACGAUGACAGACAUCGAUCACGAUACUUGGAUUUUGUCUGGAUCUAAUGUUAUGCGUGAUGGUGUUACUCUACGAAAUAAUUAUGCCUGUGAUUUAGACAAGUUAGUAGAAGGUAAUCGCAUUGGCAUGAUGCGAUGUUCAGAUGGUAGCUUGCAUUAUUAUUUAGAUGGAGUAGAUCAGGGAGCUGCUUGUACAGGUUUACCACCGCACGUAUAUCCUGUGAUUGAUUUGUAUGGUCAGUGUGUUCAGGUCACAAUUGUACUACCAGAACGCAGGGAUCCAAUGACACAACAGUAUUUGCCAUCGGAAAAUAGUACUAGUCAACAGCCUACAUCCGUAAUACAACUUCAAGCUCAAGCAGAAAUAAUGCAUAAGUUUCACGAGUCUGUUGGCUUGAAUAUUCAAUUGAAUAGCGAUAGAACGGUAGCGACUAGAUGUGGAGAGCCCAAUGAUGCUAUAUUAUUAAGCGAAACACCAUUAGAGAAUAAUGAAAUUUUCGAAAUUGCCAUUCAAGAAGCCGACCGGAAAUGGAGCGGCUGUUUAAGGAUAGGUGUUGUGAAAAAUGAAAGUGGAAAAUGGUUGACAUCUAUAAACCUUGUACCUGGUAUAGGAUCCAUUUCAACAGAUGCUUGGUACUUAAUAGGUAAUGAGGUAAGACAUAAUGGAUACGUUUUGUGUAUGAAUUACUGUCCAAGUUUGGAAUGGUUGCGUGUUGGUGAUAAAAUUGGAAUGAAGCGUACGCACGAGGGUAACUUAAAAUUUUAUAUAAAUGGAGAAGACAUGGGUGUAGCCGCGUCAGAUAUACCAGAAAUGGUAUACGCUGUGGUCGAUCUUUUUGGUAGUACAGUGGCUGUACAUAUAACAAGUACUAAACAACAAAACAAUGCGGUGUCUCCGAAUGCUAGUUUGAGAUUGCAAGACUCUUUGGAGUUACUAUUAGAUCCUAUGCCGCCUGUUUUACGAAAUGACGUUGGAAUGGAUACAUCGGUAGAUGUAUCUGAAGGAAAAUUAAUAAACGAUACAACACUCACCCCAACGCAAUCUGCUGCUCAUUUAGUAGGGGAAAGCGAUUGGAUUUACGAGUUUCAUGAGAAUCAUGGUAGAAAUAUACAACUUGAAACUAAAACUAUUGCUCGGAGGGUUGCAAGUUACAAUCAAGGAGUGGUAAUGUCUAGUCGUCCCUUAAUAAAAGGCAAGCCAUUUUUAGUGAAAAUAGAGAGGCUGAACGAACGAUGGGUCUCUAACAUUCUAUGUGGCGUAACUUGCAUCUCACCAGAAAAAGCUAACUUUCCUUUGACCGCUCUUGGUUUUAAAAAACAUUCGUGGAUUAUUUGUAGUGACUGGAUAUCACACAAUGGUAUUAGGGUAAAAACAAAAUACGGAGCUACUUUGGAAAGUCUUCAGUCUAAUAAUGUAGUAGGUUUGUUUAUCGAUGACGAUAACAGGUUACAUUUAAUUACCAACGGUGUGGAUCAAGGCGUAGCUGCAACGGAUUUACCCCCUUAUGUUUAUGCUGUAUUUGAUCUGUAUGGACAGUGUGAACAAGUUUCCAUUGUUGGAAACAACGGGGAGUCGUUUUCAUCUACUACUACUGUUAACAACGUUGUAACGUCUAUAGAAAGUAUAAGAACAAAGCUGGAGGAUGCUGAAAACUCAAGAGAGAAAGCAGACUUAGAGUGUCAUGAGAAAGAAAACAUCAUCGCAGCAAUUUCUUCGGAUUUAUCUUCCUCUACCUCACCGAGUAUGCCGAGUCAGUGCAGUUCAAACACUAAAGACGAUGACAUUGUAGUAUAUUCAACGUGUAACAACGACAAUGUGCAUUUAGCGAAUAAUAUCGAGAACAAAGCAGUGCCCAGUAACUCAGACAGUAAUAAUUUGGAAUCGAGUACGGACAUAAGCCAUGAAAUAGCACGAAGUAUUAAAAACAAGAGUUACGACAAUUCAAAUCAGCUAAAUAAUAGCGCGAUAUUGCACAGCCAUUCAGAAAAUUCGAGUAUUAGAAAUGAAUGUACAAAUGUAGAGAUAAAUAACGCGACUAAUAUUAAUAUUAAAAAUGGCACCGCAAACAGUACCAGUAAUAUAACUAACUUAAAUACUAACGCUAAUAAUGCGAUAAACGAAAGCAUAGCGUCCAAUAGUCAAGGAAAUAAUUUAAGCACUUCACAUCAAAAUAAUACGUCUAUUAAUAUAUUAAGCUCGUCACAGACAUUCUCGUCUCAGAAUACACUGAGUAAUGCAACAUCUGAUAUUUCGAACACUGUUUCUUCUAGUUUCAACGAUGUGCGUUCAAACGUGUCCUGCUGGAACAAUGCGGUGACCGUCGAUAAUUCUAUUGGCGGAAAUACAACUAUUUUAGGACAAAAUACAGUCCUUAUUCAUAACGCACCUUCGUUGCAACUGCUGCAAGCUCCAUCGUUACCGUCCACUCCUCUUGGAACGAACAUUAUACCUUCGAAAAAGUGCGAGUAUUUGAAAACGUGUAUGAGGCUGAAAAAGUCACUGGUUCUACCGGAUGAAUUCUUUUCCCUAGAAGAUGUACUGUGUUACUGUAGCAACUGUUAUAAAGUAGAAGGGGAUAGUGCAAUUUGUAAAAAAGGCGAACCACCGGCAGAGUUUGCUGUCCCAAUUGGGUGGACCAGAUUUCCAUUGAAACAAAGUAUUAAUGCCAAUCAGAUUCCGCAUAGUACAACUGAUAAGUGGCAUGUUGCUUUUUAUGGUAUACGUCUCGAUGCGAUCAGGCUGAUUCUUGAUACGGGAGAACUUAUGACAAAAGAGCAAUUGGACGUGAGUAAUUUAACGAUGAAUACAAAGGCUGAAGACCAAAAUCCUCAGGUAGUCUUUUCUCCUAGCAUAAAGUAUGCAGCAUCCGAAGAAUUUACCAGGAAGUACCCGUACAUCGAUACGCAAUCGAAUAAAAAGUUGAAUGUUUCCACGGCAUUCCAAUUAUUAGUGAGGCCCGGCUCGUAUACGAUCAGUCCUGGUGGCAAAGACAGCGAUGAUCCGCAGUUCGAAUCUAUAAAGUGGGCUACCAAAGAAGCCGGGGCUACGGUGAUCGUGGCCCUCUUGAUACACCUCGAUGGAUUUUAA